Messenger RNA from Anoplopoma fimbria (sablefish), 696 nucleotides. It is a transcript of the gene scn4bb, whose product is annotated as sodium channel, voltage-gated, type IV, beta b. Gene Ontology annotation, biological process: regulation of sodium ion transmembrane transporter activity; regulation of ventricular cardiac muscle cell membrane repolarization; cardiac muscle cell action potential involved in contraction. The transcript has 5 exons. Bases 1 to 696 code for a protein of 231 amino acids. Gene Ontology annotation, cellular component: membrane; voltage-gated sodium channel complex. Gene Ontology annotation, molecular function: transmembrane transporter binding; sodium channel regulator activity. Lineage: Eukaryota; Metazoa; Chordata; Actinopteri; Perciformes; Anoplopomatidae. The record is from RefSeq and is a predicted model, not a curated record.
AUGGAGGUCCAGUUGUUUGGGGUUGAACUCCCGAGGCUUGGCCCUCUACACACAGCCGUCGGCCUGAUCUUCUCUAUGCUGCUUGGUGUGUGGCCUGUUCAGGCCCUUGAGAUGUUAGUUGGGAAGAUCCCCUUCCUGCAGGCAGUGAAUGGCAGCACAGUCCUGUUGCCUUGCACAUACGCCAGCUGUAUUGGCAUCGAGAACCUCUACUUCAACUGGCAAUUCAAUGACAAUGGCACCAUGCAGAAGGUGUGUGAUUCAGUGAUAGUGUCAGAGGAUUCGGAUCCACAUGUGGCUAUAUAUCGAGAGCGGGUGGAAUUUGUGGGGAAGAACCGUAAAAACAACGUCUCCAUAUUGCUGUGGAACAUCACCUUCGAGGACGGAGGCCAGUACACUUGUUUUGGACGCAAUCCCAAAGAGAAGGGCAGGAACCACAGUGCCAUCUUCCACCUCAUUGUGGUGGACGAGUUGAGGGUGGUGGACAACACGCUGACCAUCAUGAUAGCAUCCGCUGUGGGUGGAGCCAUCGCAGCGUUAAUGGGCUUCAUGUUGCUCAAGAACUUCACACUCUUUGUUCUUUCUAAGCUUGAGGAGAAAAAGAAGGAGUGCCUUGUAACUUCAUCAGGGAUCGACAACACAGAAAAUGGCCUCUCAGGAUCUAAAGCUGAUUCAAAACCGACACCAAAAAAGAAAUGA